This is a messenger RNA of Monopterus albus (swamp eel), 1665 nucleotides long. It is a transcript of the gene def8, whose product is annotated as differentially expressed in FDCP 8 homolog. Bases 168 to 1493 code for a protein of 441 amino acids. The record is from RefSeq and is a predicted model, not a curated record. The transcript is spliced from 12 exons. Lineage: Eukaryota; Metazoa; Chordata; Actinopteri; Synbranchiformes; Synbranchidae.
UUAACGAAAUAUGACUUGACACUUUUUUUGCCCUGUGGUGUUGCUGAUGACAAAACAACAACGGGAGAAGUGCUCAUAUUAAACACAAUCGUCGACUAUAAAACAUAUUUUACAACUGCUGGUCCCCUAGUCAUAAAUAAGGUCAACAGCGGGAUGUAGUCCAUGAAAUGGAGUAUGAUGAGAGACUCGCACUUUUCCGCCAAACCCGCCUCAAUCCCUUCGAUCGCGGAGAAGAAGAUGGUCCCCAGGGAGGCAAGACACCCCUACAGCACGAAGCAAGACCUGAGCUGUUCUCUGGGAACAGAACCCACAGUUCAGAUCGGACCAUGGACCUUGGUCUAGCUGAGGACCACUUCUCAAGGCCUGUGGGUUCCUUUGUGGCUUCUGACAUUGAACAGCUGAAACAGGCCAUAGAGGAGUGUAAGAAGCUUAUCUUGGAGCUGCCUGAGCAUUCUGAGAGACAGAAGGACACUGUGGUCAAGCUCAUCCACCUUCGUCUCAAACUGCAGGAACUUAAGGAUCCUGAGGAAGACGAGCCUAAUCUGAGAAUCCUAUUGGAGCACAGAUUUUCUAAGGAAAAGAGCAAGAGUGUGAAACAGACCUGUGAUAAAUGUAGCACUAUUAUCUGGGGCCUCAUCCAGACUUGGUAUACCUGCACAGGUUGCUAUUAUCGUUGCCAUAGCAAGUGUAUGAACCUGAUCACCAAGCCUUGUGUGAGAUCAAAGGUCAGCCACCAGUCAGAGUAUGAGCUCAGCAUCUGCCCUGAGAUCGGACUAGACCGCCAAGACUACCGUUGUGCAGAAUGUCGCACACCUAUUUCACUGAGGGGCGUGCCAAGUGAGGCCAGACAAUGUGACUACACAGGCCAGUAUUAUUGCAGCACGUGCCACUGGAAUGACACAGCCAUCAUCCCAGCUCGUGUCAUCCACAACUGGGAGUUUGAACCACGCAAGGUUUGUCGUUCCUCAUUGCGCUACCUGGCCCUGAUGAUAUCACGACCUGUGCUGAAGCUGAAAGAAAUUAACCCACUGUUGUUCAAUUUUGUGGAGGAGCUGGUUGAAAUCAGAAAACUUCGUCAGGAUAUUCUGCAGAUGAAACCCUAUUUUAUCACCUGCAAAGAGGCAAUGGAGGCUCGCCUAUUACUACAGCUACAAGAUCGUCAGCACUUUGUGGAGAAUGAUGACAUGUAUUCACUACAAGACUUGAUUGACAUCUCCAGUGGCAGACUCAGCUGUUCCCUUACAGAGAUCCACACCACGUUUGCUAAACACAUCAAACUAGACUGUGAGCGUUGUCAGGCCAAAGGAUUUGUGUGUGAGCUGUGUAAGGAGGGAGACAUCCUGUUCCCUUUUGACAGUCACACCUCAGUCUGCAAUGACUGCUCUGCUGUGUUCCACAGAGAUUGUUACUAUGACAACUCUACAACUUGUCCACGAUGUGCCCGAAUGACUGAGCGCAAGCAGGAUGAGGUGUCAGAUGUCAAAGAUGCUUAACUCUGGAGAGGACCACCCUGAUGUUACUGGAUGUUGCACUUUGUCUCAUGUUCUACACAGUCAAAAAAGUCUGAUAGGAGACAACUUUUCAGCUUUGGUUUCUUUUGUGUGUAGUGUUUUUAUCUACCUGUGCACUACACUAUGAAGCAGGGUACACAGAAACCCAUCUGGA